Messenger RNA from Mycena indigotica, 411 nucleotides. RefSeq lists its product as uncharacterized. Bases 1 to 411 code for a protein of 136 amino acids. Lineage: Eukaryota; Fungi; Basidiomycota; Agaricomycetes; Agaricales; Mycenaceae. The record is from RefSeq and is a predicted model, not a curated record. The transcript has 3 exons.
AUGAACUCAACUAGUUCAAACAAACAAGGGGGCAAACAACGUAAACGUCUACUCUGUCCCCGAGCCACAUAUGGACAUUAUGCCUAUGUUCCUCCCGAACAGCAUCAUUACAUUUCCGAUUCCACUCGAACGUCCAUUCGACUUUCAGAGUUUGUUGACACGGACUCGGAUUCUGACUCAGAUAACGGUGGAGAGGGUCCAAUGAUAGUGGACAAGUCUAACCCUGCUGCGCCCGAUCCCGCUCUCCAAGACUUUACGCGGAAGCUCAAGUCUCAUCUCCGUCGACGACUUUUGAGUUUGGAGUAUGACGGUGACGACAUGCAGUUCACCGACGAGGAACUUGUAAACGUUGCCAUCGAGAAAGAUGCCCUCUACACUCAUGCUACUCUUCGAGUGAACUUUACCACUUAA